Molecule: messenger RNA, 321 nt
Organism: Histoplasma capsulatum G186AR
Lineage: Eukaryota; Fungi; Ascomycota; Eurotiomycetes; Onygenales; Ajellomycetaceae
Product: GMF family protein
Exons: 2
Coding region: 1-321 (106 amino acids)
Biological process (GO): actin filament debranching; negative regulation of Arp2/3 complex-mediated actin nucleation
Cellular component (GO): actin cortical patch
Molecular function (GO): Arp2/3 complex binding; actin binding
Source: RefSeq, a predicted model, not a curated record
AUGAUUGAUUCGAAAUCUCAAGAGAUCCGCCCCGCCGAUGAUGAAAUAUAUAGCAAAAUGGAAGAUGUUGCAGAUGAGCUUCCUGAUUCGUCGCCCCGGUUUAUCCUGCUCAGCUAUCCGCUCACGCUGUCCUCCGGUCGUCUCACCGUCCCUUAUGUCCUUCUAUACUACCUUCCGGAGAAUUGCAACCCUUCAUCGCGCAUGAUGUAUGCUGGGGCUGUCGAGCUGAUGAGAAACACCGCAGAGGUGAACAGGGUUAUCGAAGUGGAUAGUGAAUCAGAUGUGAUUAAUAUAGAGGCUAAGCUGCAAGGUUCGGAAUAA